Messenger RNA from Bradysia coprophila, 1960 nucleotides. RefSeq lists its product as uncharacterized. The record is from RefSeq and is a predicted model, not a curated record. Gene Ontology annotation, cellular component: Ndc80 complex. Lineage: Eukaryota; Metazoa; Arthropoda; Insecta; Diptera; Sciaridae. Gene Ontology annotation, biological process: attachment of mitotic spindle microtubules to kinetochore.
UCUGAAUGUCAUUCAUCAAAUUAAUUUAAAAGAAAACGAACGUCUAGGUUGUAAGUUUUAUUCAUUUUAAGAAGCAAAAUCAACGCUAUAAGUCAUGGACCGACGACAAACACAGGAAAAUACGAAGGAAAAGGCGGUCCCGCGGCCAUCAAACAGAAUCAGUCGAUUGGCCCAACCGCGAAAUUAUUCGGCCACGCCGCAUUCGCUAAGACGAAACCGUUCAUCGUCUCAUGAAAAUGUUUCACAAUACAAUCGACAAGUACAAAAGAGAUCCCGAAGCACCUCAGUCGCUCCACGUAUUCCUAGUGAAACACCAGUUCGGCCACCUUUUGCACGAUCAUUGUCGUUGUUAUUUACACCAGCAUCGACAAACAGAAGCGUCGCUUCGACCAGCAGAAGUUCUACAUUGAGGAGAAGUGAUGACGAGCAGACGGCACGUAUUCUCGAUGUUUUACGCAACCAUUUCGGACCAACGUUUCUAUCCGGUGGGCUGCAGUCGAUGUCAGCGAAACAAUUCGUCGAGAUAAUUAGGUUUUUUGCGCAGAGUAUCACUGGUAAUAAAGUGGCCAUACAUGACAACAACGUUGAUGAUGUUAAACUUUUCGCCGAUUAUAUCGAAUAUCCACAUCAGAUGAACAAGUCGUGGUUCAAGGCACCAACCGUUUCGAUUGCUUACGAACGUAAUGUUGAAUUUUUGGACUGGCUUUGCAGUUUUAUCGUCAUUGAUGAUGAUAGCACCAGCAUCAACGAUUACAUAGAAUACAAAGAUACCGAAUCGGAUAGUCUGAUCAAUCAACAAUUCGUCGCCAGUUUCGUCGGAGAUUUGAAAAUCGGUUUUGCCAUUUGGAGUGAUCGAACAGAGGAAUUCGAUGGAUGGAAAUUGAAAUGGAUUCGGGAGAUGAUUCAUACUAAGACCGGUUUGGAUGACAUUGAUGAUUCCAUCGGUCGCAUUCAAAGCGAGUACACAAUGAUGCAAACGGAGGAAAUGACGUUCGGAAAUGAGCAUCUGUUGCAGACACAGCAAAAGAAGGUCGAAGAAUUAAAGAAACAAUUGGCGAAAUUGCAAGACAUUUGUCACGAAAAGGUUGUUGAUGCACAAAUGUAUUCCGAAGAAUUGAAUUCUUUGACGUCGACAAACGAGCAACUUGAAAAAACAGUAAAGGAGAUGAAGGAAACCAUCAAGAACCAACCCGUAUCAGCCGAAGACCGACAGAGCCGUAUCGCCGAUCUCACUCAAAAAAAGCAUCUGCUCUCCGAAAAAAAUAUUUUUGUCAAUUCUUUAAAGGCAGUUGCCGACGACAGUCAAGUGAAAAUCGCUCGGUUAAAGCAACAGAAAACAAGUAAAAUUUAUGCUAUCAAUACGGUUGUACAAAAAUUGUUUCAAAUUGGCAUUAAUUUCGGCGAUCUGACCAUCGAUCAGCUGUCCAUCAGUGAAAAUGAUACCCAAUCCAAAAUAAAAGCGAAAUUGGAAUUAUUCGCUCAAGUCAAAGAAAUCAUCAAUAAUCGGCGUACUGAUAUCCAUAAAUCGGUGAAUGACACUCAGUCGCAGCUCAAGUCCAUUUCGAACGAGCUAUUUGUAGUGGAAAACGAGGUUUCAUCGCUAAAGAAGCACCUUCAAACGAAUGAAGUCCGAUUACGGAAGGUGGAAGACGAAAUUGUCGAGACGCAGUACAAAGCUGAGCAGCAGCAACAUAAGCUGCAAGCAACUCUCGACAGGACGACGGAUACCAUCCAGAAAAUAAAAAUCAAAAUUGAAAACAAAGAAAAAAAUAUUGAAUCGUUGAAAGCAGAAAAUAAGGCAAUAUUCGAGGGCAUCCAAAUGAAAACCGAUGCAAUGCUGAACGCUAAGAGAGAGCGCCAGGCGCGUUUAGCGGCAGCUGUUGCAGAACUGGAACAAGAAACCGAAGAACUGAAAAAUAUUGUGUACAAACUGAACUAAAACCCAAAUCUAUUAAAGUUA